Messenger RNA from Aureobasidium subglaciale EXF-2481, 399 nucleotides. RefSeq lists its product as uncharacterized. Lineage: Eukaryota; Fungi; Ascomycota; Dothideomycetes; Dothideales; Saccotheciaceae. The record is from RefSeq and is a predicted model, not a curated record. The transcript is spliced from 2 exons. The coding region runs from base 1 to 399 and encodes 132 amino acids.
AUGCCCAUGCCAGGACAAGACGCAACCACAGAGGCCAAAGAGGGUGUCCUCACCUACAUGCGCGCAUGGGGCGAGUCCUCGGUCCCUCCCACCGCCCUCGCAACCCUCAUCACCGCCCAACACUUCCGUCCCUUCCAGAAGCUACCCAUGCUCUUCGUCCCCGUCCUGCUCUUCUCCUCGUACCUCAACCUGAACGGUUUCCCCGUCGACUCUGCUGGUGUCACUUCUGCGUGGAGUGCUGCAUACUUGGUCGUCGCGAGGAGGAGAAAGCAAGCUUUUACCAGCAAGUUUGGUGCUAGAGGCGCCAUCAGAGGUCUUACUCUGGGUCUUUGCGCUGCAAACAUUGUCAGUGGUGGUCUGGCAUACACUUUUGGCAAGAGAGAGGCUAGAGAUGAAUGA